CCUGCAAGGCGCAGGGGGGAGGGGCUUGGAGUAAGGGGCUUCAGCUUCCCCUGGGUGAUGCUGUGCUGCCCACUAAAGUCUGGCAGUGUGAUGGGCUGGGGAAUGAUGUCAGUCCUUUCUCUCUCUCUCUCUCUCUCUCUCUCUCUCUCUCUCUCUCUCUCUCACCUGGAGCAGGGAGUUCUCCCCUGCUGCUGCUCAGGAAGCCCUCACAGAAGAGUGAAAAAUCUCCCUUGUGUGUCCCAGGUGUCCCUCAGAUGCCCCUGCCUCCCUCUGUGUCCUGGAUUUCUGCUGCCUGGUGGCACAGUACUCUUGUGUUUUAUCUCAGGUACCCGGCUGUGUUUCACAACUCCAAAUUCAGGAACCCAGUGUGGCACGGACCCAUGCUGAUCCUCUGGGGUAGGGUCUCACUGUGCUGUGGCCGGUGCCUGUUUGUGCCAGAAGGGCAGUCGCAUGACUGCGCAGGGCUCGGAGUUUGUGGUAAAGCGCAGCAAAAAGCCGACGCCAAGGUUUGCUGCCCUCUGUCUCUGUUCCUUUGCUUGUGAUGCUUGUGAACAGGGCAGCAUGUGGGCGCCUGGGGCUCUUUUGUCCCCUGAGAGGCUGUGCCACCUCUCCCAGAUGCACUCCAAGCAGGAAAACUGUGUCUCCCAGUGUGACCCAGGGGAUCCUCAGACCACACUGCCCACUCCUGGGCCUCCUCCCUCCUUCCCUGAAGCACCGCUAAGCCCACCAGGCCACGCCUCUGACUUCUUUGCCUUCUUUGGGUCCCCCUGCUUGUGCAACUUGCAAUGUUCGGCCCCUCUUGAUUUCCCCGUCAAUGGUUUGGGCAAAUGUUUUUCUUAUGUAGUCCCCUGGGCCCUGCUCUCUCUCUCUCCCCCUCUUUCUCUGUCUCUCAAUCUCUGUCCUCUCUCCAUGAUCAAGGCUCCCUUCCCUCUGCAGCACCUACAAUUCUUUUCUUCCCCAAAUCACAUCUCUGCACCUUCCUACCUUCCACGAUGUGGCCUCUUUUUCUCCUUGUUGCGCAGUUUGUUCUGUGAGUCCUCAGAUCAAUUUUCCUGGGUGAUUUGACAUUAUCUAGCUGUGUUUGAGGGAUGAGGCAAGCCUAGGGCCCCCCUACAGCUCCACCAUCUCACCCCCCCCCCCCCCCGCCCCGAGGCUGAGGCUUUCUCAACUCUCUUACAUAAUGAAAAGCAAGUGCAAACACCUGUUCCCAUGAAGACCCCUUCCUGGAGAAGAACCCACUGGCUGAAGGCUUCCUAUGUCCAGCUUUCACAAGAUCUGAUGAUUUGUCCUCUGGCUUUCCUGACCUUGACCCUCAUAGUCUGUAGUCUGGGCUCCCAAAUGCGAUGACUCAGUUUCCUCAUCUGCAAAAGAGGGGGAAAUAGUAGUCCAGACUCCAUAGCAUGUUGUGGGCUACGAUGAGUUAAACCGUCCUGAGUGCAGGUUACAAUUCCUGGCAUAAAGGAAACCCUCAAUACGUAUUAGCCUUAUUACUGUUUGUUGACUUGCUUUUUUUUUGUUUGUUUGUUUUGGUUUUGUUUUUUUUGUUUUCACAAAGAUGUGUCAUGUAACUACGAUGUGUCGUCCACCAGUUGUGGCUCUGGGAUCAAUGAGGGGCAAGAGAAAUAAAGUCCCAGAUAGAGUCUGCCUUCAGGGAGCUUAUAGUCUCAUGGCAGUGUUGGUGGGGAGACAGAGAAGAAUCAGGCAAAACCACUAUAAACCAAUCCAUUUACAGUGCGGCGAGUCCUUCCAGCAAAGUGAAAGAGGGCUUCUUCAUCCGGGGUUCUCUGAAUCCCCAAGGGGACAGAAGACAAGGGGUCCGUGAAAGUGGGUGGGGUAAAAAAAAAAACGCUCCAUUUUCACUCACCUCUAAAGGAAAUGCGGGAUUCCCUUCCAUGAAGAAUGAAGGGGACAAACCACAGUUGUGACAGCACAACCUGGGACUUUGUCACCAAGAGGAAUCCCGCGUAUUUCCAGAGCGUAUUACAGCCAUUGCAGAUAUGGUGAAAAAUUGCACGGAUGCCUCAUUUCUUCGAAGUAAUAAUGAUAUUAAACCAGCCGCUAGAUCUCGCUGUUGUGUGCUCGUAUAUAAUCCCACAUAUUUUAUUUUAGGUGUUAAAAACAUUCUGUGAUGAGGUCCACAGGCAUCGCUUAAAGCCAAACUGGCAUUGGUGCAGAAAGGGUUAGGAACCACUAGAAAGACGGUGCCUGGGGGAUGAUUUUUGAGAAACUGAGAAUCUGUUCUAUGCCCCGAUUUGUCCGUUUCAUGCAUGAUCUGAGGCCACUGAAGGAGGAUCCGGAUGUCGUGGUCACAGACCUCCGCUACGGGACAAUCCCUGUGAAGCUGUACCAGCCCAAAGUGUUUUCCUGCAUCCCCAGGCCUGGCAUCGUGUUCUACCACGGCGGCGGGGGGGUCCUGGGGAGCCUGAAAACCCAUCAUGUCAUAUGCUGUCAUCUGUCCAAGAAGAGUGGCUCAGUGGUCCUAUCAGUCGGAUACCGCCGCCUGCCCCAGCAUAAAUUCCCGGUGGCGGCACGAGACUGUAUUGCGGCCACCAUCCACUUCUUGAAGUCCCUGAAUGUGUAUGGGGUGGAUCCAGAUCGGGUCGUGGUCUGUGGUGACAGUGUGGGAGGGGGAAUGGCCACGAUAGUUUGUCAAAAACUUUUGGACUGUCCAGAGCUCCCCAAGAUCCGUGCUCAGAUCCUGGUCUACGCCAUCCUCCAAGCUGUGGAUUUUCAAUCCCCUUCUUUUCAGCAGAACAGGAAUAUCCCACUGCUCAAUUGGAAUUUUGCCUUCUACUGUUGGAGUUGUUACCUGGACAUCAACCCCUCCUGGAAAAGCACCAUCAUGAAAGGUGCCCAUUUGCCUGCUGAAGUCUGGGAAAAGUACAGAAAGUGGUUGGGUGCAGAAAACAUCCCGGAGAGGUUUAAGAAGAAAAGCUACCGGCCGAUGCCCCGUGAGCCCCUAAACGAGGCUGCCUACCUGGAGACAAACCUCGCUCUGGAUUUGAUGAACUCACCCCUGAUCGCAGAAGAUGAAGUCAUGUCUCAGCUCCCCGAGGCGUGCAUUGUGAGCUGUGAGUAUGACCUUCUCCGGGACCAUUCACUGUUGUUCAAGAAGCGGUUGGAGGACUUGGGAGUCCCGGUGACAUGGCACCACAUGGAGGAUGGUUUCCACGGGGUGCUUAGCACCUUUGAUAUGGGCUACUUGCAAUUCCCCUGCUCCACGAGGAUUCUAAAUGCCAUGGUCCAUUUUGUAAAUAAGUUGUGACCGUCUUUCCUUCCUGUUAGAGCUGCGGAAGUGUGUGUUCAGCCACGAUCUGGUUCCCCAAUGGGACUCUUUGUUGUGAUGUAGGCCAGGCUGAGUGGGGCUGGGGAGGGUGUCGAGGUUGCCAUGUUCUUCUUGCUUCAGCUUCUAGAACUGCAGAAUGCGUGUUUCUGAUGUCUCAAGGGAGAGCAGUAGGAGAGACAGGUUUAGGGGGAGGGUGGGACUCUGUUCAUGUUCGUGGUCAGGAAAACUUGAACUGCAGUGGCCAUUGGAGAGAGUGAAUGAUCAUGUAAGUGUUGCCUGUGGCUUCCCUGAGGGAGAGUUCAGGCUGAUGUAGGCUGUAGGUAGCACUUGGCUAGCCUUGGAAUGAAACGGGCAUCAUGUGCAAUCCAUGGGCUUUUUUCAGCCUAGCUCAGAGGAUGGGGCUCUGAUGUUCUAGACUGCUGAAUGGAGGUGGGAAACUGGUGUCACUCUCCCCCUGUGGGUACACGGUAACAUUUCUCCUGCUGUUCCUCUGCCUCUGCGCUCAGAGUUUUGACUGUCUGGGCUUGAAGAGUUAGGACAGAAUGGAUAGGUUUUCCAUAGUGGGUGGCACCUAGAGGCUGAUGAAGAUAGCCAAGAGCCAUCUGGCCAGGGAGCUCUGGAUCUCCUGGAGUCAAAGGAGCCAAAGGGCUGAAGAUGUAUUAGCAAAAACGAUUUCUAUCUGAAGACACACAACCAACUCAAAUUGGCCUAAAUCAGAGAAAGAAUGUAUUGGUUGAUGUAGCUAUGAAUUCCAAGGAUAAAUCAGGUAUGGUUUGAUCUAAGAACUCAGACGAUGCCACCAGCUGCCUUCUCUUCUCCUCUGCAUUUACUUCACCUUCACCUCUGCAUAUGGGUGGCCCUGAGCAGCUCCAUACUUACAUUCUCUAGAGUCAAGUCCGUCCUUAUAGACUUGCCUCAUUCUCAGCCAUCCCAGAAGAAACCACGUUGUAACUCAAUAGCUCUGUGGGCAUUUUGGGUGGUGUGUCCAGGUGCCACAACUAAGGGAAUGGAAUGUUGUGACUGGCCAGGCCCAAGUCCCAUACUGGCCUUGGAGUGAAGGAUGGGAUCAACUCCACCCAGUGCUUGGACUGAGCAUGAGGGAAGGAGAGAAUAUUUUCCUCAUAUCAACACUCACUCUUCUACAGUAGACAUCAAUGCUUACUCUACUGAGUGGACAUCAGUGCCAACUCUGCUGGGUGGACAUCAAUGCUUACUCUACCACAGAAGCUAAAUGAACUCUGAAUCAGAGUACUUGGAUGUGGCAAGGGAUGUCAAGGACCACUCAACAAGUUGGCCACUUGUCCGUGAGGAAUAAAAAUUCCAAUGAAGGGGCGCCUGGGUGGCUCCGUCGGUUGGGUGUCCGACUUCAGCUCAGGUCAUGAUCUCGCGGUUCAUGAGUUUGAGCCCCGCAUCAGGCUCUGUG
Molecule: messenger RNA, 4709 nt
Organism: Herpailurus yagouaroundi (jaguarundi)
Lineage: Eukaryota; Metazoa; Chordata; Mammalia; Carnivora; Felidae
Gene: AADACL3
Product: arylacetamide deacetylase like 3
Exons: 4
Coding region: 2213-3265 (350 amino acids)
Cellular component (GO): membrane
Molecular function (GO): carboxylic ester hydrolase activity
Source: RefSeq, a predicted model, not a curated record